This is a messenger RNA of Penicillium daleae, 1212 nucleotides long. Its product is annotated as magnesium transporter CorA family protein. Gene Ontology annotation, molecular function: magnesium ion transmembrane transporter activity. The annotation marks the transcript as partial. The record is from RefSeq and is a predicted model, not a curated record. Gene Ontology annotation, biological process: intracellular magnesium ion homeostasis; magnesium ion transmembrane transport. Gene Ontology annotation, cellular component: plasma membrane. The transcript has 3 exons. NCBI's taxonomy places the organism in Eukaryota, Fungi, Ascomycota, Eurotiomycetes, Eurotiales, Aspergillaceae.
GCAUAUCUGUUUACUGCGAAGUUGCCUCACCGAUGGCACCCAGUCGACGGUCUGCCGAACCCAUCGCCCUCUCAAACGCUGCUCUGUGAUCAGAAAAUGAAAGUCCAACCACUAUCCGAGAACCCUCUGGUUCAGGAGGCACUGCAAGACCGCUUCAGCUUCUUCUCGUCGGAUACCCAGCAAGCUAUCACAGCAUCAUCCUGGGCAUAUCUCUUCCCCAAAGGAAACCAGGAUCACAUCUUCCAGGCAACCCAGAAAACCCGUCCAGAUCCCUCUCACCCUGUGUGGUGGGUCGACGUUCGAGAUGCCACGAGUGAAGAUGUCAGUAUUGUUACAGAGGCUCUGUCCAUUCAUCCCCUGACGGCGGAGGAUAUUGCUAUACGUGAGCCCCGCGAGAAAGUUGAGGUCUUCAAGAAUUACUACCUCAUCUCCUUUCAAACACUGGUAUCCCAGCCCACAGAGAGUGGGGAGCGGUUGGGAAUGCCCUCAUCCGCGGAGAUGUACAUCCUGGUAUUUCAGUAUGGAGUCGUCACUUUCUCACCCAGUGGAUGCAGCCAUGUGAACCGCGUGCGAGAUCGAAUUCACAGAAUGCACGAUCCUUCCAUCCUGUCCAGUGACUGGAUCUGCUACGCAUUGAUCGACGACAUUGUCGACAGUUUCGAGCCCUUCACCCGAGCCGUUGAAGCCGAAUCUGAGGCCAUUGAAGAUCAAGUCUUCAUCGCACGAAUCGACGACGUCAAAGAACUAAUCCCACAAGUCGAUAUCCUUCGCAAAAAGAUCACCCAUAUUAUCCGCUGCCUAAGCGGCAAAGUCGACGUCCUCAACGGCUUUGUAAAGCGCUGCCAGGCCCCCGAUAAACUCCAGGUUUUCCCAGACGGCGAUCUUCUGCUCUACCUGGGCGAUGUGCAGGACCACCUGGUGACAACGCUGUCGACACUGGCGCAUAUCGAUGAGAUCAUUGGCCAUCGCAGGCGAAUUUUGAGUGCGACGAAUUUGCGGAUUAGUUUGACAAUUAAUUCGGCGAUGAGUAAGGUUACAGUGCUGGCAACAAUUUUUGUCCCGUGUCAUUUGGUUACGGGUAUGUUUGGGAUGAAUGUUGGUGUGCCUGGUCAGGAUACACCUGAGUUGUCAUGGUUUUUCGGAAUUGUGGGGGUUUUUGUGGCUUUUAUGGUUGUUUGUAUGGGAAUGGCCGCAAGGUUUAAGCUUUUGUAG